Cryptococcus amylolentus CBS 6039 is the source of this 879-nucleotide messenger RNA. RefSeq lists its product as hypothetical. Lineage: Eukaryota; Fungi; Basidiomycota; Tremellomycetes; Tremellales; Cryptococcaceae. The record is from RefSeq and is a predicted model, not a curated record. Bases 1 to 879 code for a protein of 292 amino acids. Gene Ontology annotation, biological process: retrograde transport, endosome to Golgi; intracellular protein transport. The transcript has 4 exons. Gene Ontology annotation, cellular component: endosome; retromer complex.
AUGUCGUUCUUCAAACUUCCGGCCGCUCCUGUUGAGGUGGAAAUCAUCCUGCCAGGAGAACAAGAAAGACGUCAAGUGGAGGUCAAGUCCGAAGGAGGAAAGCCAGAGCCCUGCCCGGUGUACUAUGAUGGAGAGACCAUCGAAGGACAUGUGACUGUCCGUGUGAAGGAUGGCAAAAAAUUCUCGCACGAGGGAAUUCGCGUGGAGCUAGUGGGUACCAUCGAAUUGUUCUAUGACAGGAAGAAUCACUACGAUUUCGUCUCUCUCUCACAGGAGCUCAUAGGAGCUGGCGAAGCUCGUCAAGCCCAGACUUAUGACUUCUCGUUCAAGAACGUAGAGAAGCCAUACGAAUCAUAUGUUGGCAUCAAUGUGAGACUCAGAUAUUAUCUUCGAGUAACUCUCAACAAGGUUGUCAAGGAAAGGGAGCUGUGGGUACACUCGUAUCGAAUGCCUCCAGAGACUACCGCUGGCAUCAAGAUGGAGGUGGGGAUAGAGGAUUGUUUACAUAUUGAAUUCGAGUACAACAAAGCCAAGUACCAUCUCAAAGAUGUCAUAGUCGGCAAGAUUUACUUCCUACUAGUCCGCAUCAAGAUCAAACAUAUGGAGCUAUCCAUUAUCCGACGAGAGACCACUGGAUCCCCCCCCAGCCAGUAUAAUGAAUCGGAGACUAUCACGAAGUUCGAGAUCAUGGACGGCGCCCCCGUCAGAGGAGAGACGAUACCCAUUCGACUCUUUUUGGGCGGAUUCGAAAUGACCCCCACCUUCCGUGACGUGAACAAGAAGUUCUCGACGAGAUAUUACCUCAAUCUGGUCCUCAUUGACGAGGAGAACCGACGAUACUUCAAGCAGCAGGAAAUCACCAUCUACCGCAUCCCGUGA